AUGGCUAGCCUCACCGUCUGGAAGCGUCUCCCUGGCAAGUUGUUGCUCGCCACGAUCAACCUCGUCGCCGCAACCGCCCUCAUCUUCGAAGGGUACAAUCAAGGCGUCUAUGGCACCAUCAGCGGUACGCCGGGCUUCAUAGCCAUGGCAGGUAUUGGUAGUGACGGCAUCGUUACCGACGUAACCAAGCAGGGCGGCCUCGCUGCAGCCUACUAUUUUGGCGCCAUGUGGGCAUGCUUCAUCGGUGGGUGGGUGGGCGACACCAUCGGCCGUCGACGUGGAACGGCUCUUGGGGCCGCCUUCGGCAUCGUCGGCGCCGCGCUUCAAGCUUCAAGCCGAGGCGCGUGUAUGUUUCUGUUCGCUCGCGUCGUCGCCGGCAUCGGUGUCGGUUUCGUCAACUCCAUCGUCCCGCCGUGGGUCAGCGAGCUGUCCGAAUCGCACGACCGCGGUGCCUGCUUCUCCCUGGUCUUCGUCGCCAACUACCUCGGCGUCGUCCUCUCCUACUGGAUCAACUUUGGCCUGCGCGACGCCGAUCCUUCAUUCCGUUGGCAGUGUCCACUCGCUUGCAUGAUCCUCCCGCUUCUCGUAGUUCUCGUGGCACUGCCAUUUCUCCCAGAGUCUCCUCGAUGGCUUCUCGCCAACGACCGACGCAACGAUGCCAUCGACAUCCUCUGCAAGUUGCGCGGCGAUCUCGCCUCUGACGACGUCAGCAUCCGCCGUGAGCUCGAGCAGAUGGACGCCCUCGUCGAGGCAACACGGCACAAGCGCAACCGCCUCGUUCACGUCAUCCUCGGCGGCCGUCACUCAGGUCCCUUACACCUCGGUCGCCGUGCCGUCAUGGGCUUCGCCCUCCAGUGGAUUCAGCAGUGGUCCGGCAUACUCGCUGUCGUCGGUUGGGCGGGCACCCUCUUCGCCCUCGCCGGCUUCGGCACCCACAAGUCUCUGCUCCUCGCCGGCCUAGCCAAUGCCGUUGGCGUCCCUGGCACGGCCGCUGCGGCCCUCGUCGUCGACCGCAUAGGCCGCGUCAGGUCCCUGCUCGCAUCCUUUGUCCUCCAGGCCGCCUGUCUCUUCUCCAUCGCCAUCCUCAUCAAGGCUAGCCAGGAUGCCGCCGCCGCCGCGGACUCGGAUCGGGCCUCUCGCCUGGGCACCGCCGCCGCCUCCUUUGUGUUUGUCUAUACCUGGUUCUUCACCAUGUUCAACAUCAUCCCUGCUUGGUGUUACGGUACCGAGAUUUGGCCGCCGGAGAUUCGUGCCAAAGGCUACAGCUUCACCAUAUUCGGCUGGGCCACCGGUUGCGGAAUGACCCAAUUCCUCAUCCCCAUCAUGCUGAGCAGGCUCGGCUACGGGACGUACAUCUUUUUCGGCGCCAUCAACAUGGUCGUACUCCCCAUCAUCUGGCUCUUCUACCCUGAAGUCGCCAACCGCUCCCUCGAGGAAGUGUCGCUACUCUUCACCAGCGACAACCCGCUGGUGAGUAGCAACAUGCGUGAGUAUCAUCGCCGCGUCGACGAGGCCGGCGGCAACGUAGCCGUCGCCGCCAGAAGGCUCCUCGAUGAGGCUUCCCAGCCGUCGGUCAGCUCCACUCCCGUGGUACGGCACGAAGCCAAGAAGGGCGCAAAAGGUUCGCCUCCCAUUCAAGUGCAGGAGAAGGGGGUUGUGCAAAAUACAGCCACAGAUAGAUAG
Messenger RNA from Drechmeria coniospora, 1683 nucleotides. Its product is annotated as putative mfs monosaccharide protein. Lineage: Eukaryota; Fungi; Ascomycota; Sordariomycetes; Hypocreales; Ophiocordycipitaceae. Gene Ontology annotation, biological process: transmembrane transport; carbohydrate transport. The transcript has 5 exons. The record is from RefSeq and is a predicted model, not a curated record. The coding region runs from base 1 to 1683 and encodes 560 amino acids. Gene Ontology annotation, molecular function: carbohydrate:proton symporter activity. Gene Ontology annotation, cellular component: membrane.